Molecule: messenger RNA, 777 nt
Organism: Ceraceosorus bombacis
Lineage: Eukaryota; Fungi; Basidiomycota; Exobasidiomycetes; Ceraceosorales; Ceraceosoraceae
Source: the annotation of a GenBank genome assembly
AUGACCAACACAAAUUCAAGUGCCGCAUGUUGGAUAGGCACCGUUGCUCCAGAAGAUCCCAGCGUGCUCCUAUGGACGGUAUCACGACCGCAUGCUGGUGUUACCGGCCGCCAAACUCUGCAGACAAAGCUUGUGUUGGGGUCAGCUUGGGGCCAAUUACAGCAAUCGCUUGCUGAGGCAAUCCCGGUGGUGGCGCGCAUCAUCUCUGCAUUCCCCGCACUCGACCGGACAGAGGUCUGGGCAGCAGCAUUGCCGGCUCAGAGAGUUGAUCAGGGGGUCUCCCUAGAAGCAGGCACAGCAGAGGCGGUACUUGGCAAAGGGGCGUUCUUUUGUGAGGAGUACCUUACACCAGAGUUGGCCGCAAGCUCCCUUGAGACUCAGAUGUCGGCAACAGGCCCUCAGCAGAUGGCUGAGGAGGAAAGCGAGGUCUAUUGUAGUGGCCCGGCAACGUGGCGACCAGUGGGAGGCCAGCGUGUUAGGCCCAAUCAUACUUCAAGUGCGCAGGCAGAUGGGUCUGGAUCAGCGGAUGACCUGGAGGCAAGCGUGGCAAAUGCCUCUGGGCAACCUUGCAGGAGUGCGGCUGCGCGAGGAGAAGCCAAGCGGCGAGGCAUCCUCCAAGAGGUCGACAGCGCUUCAGAUCUUGCCGGAAGGCUGCCGAGCAGGGCCGGGGCGGGACAGAGCAAGGGGAGCAAGCGUGGAGUUCUCAAAAAAGCAGGGGCCGGUCAGAGGAAGGGCCGCAAGCGUUUGGGCCCCAAAGGUGGGGCCCGGGCAGAGUAG